AGCGCCACGUAUGAGAUCCAGCUGUCACAAGUUUAAUGCAACUAGCAGAAAAUAAUUGUCCACGAAUUGAAGAUUGACUGGGAUCGGCUACUCGAAACGGACGCUGCGUGUGAUUACGAAAAGUCUUAAAUGGCGCAAUAUUUGCUUAAGGCAAGUGCUGUCGAUCAAAUGGGGUAUACUAAUGCGCAGAUGUGCGACUUGGUCUUGCUGUUCGUUCGUUGACAUCAGUUGACCAGAAUGAUGUUCUAGAUUUUAGGUAUCCUGUUAUGAUGCAAUAAACACUAAUACAGAGGAUGGCCAUUCUCAGCUAGUUACGUGCCGGAUAAGCAAGCCAGGGUCUACGGUUUCGCUCCUUCUUUCUCCUCUUCUUAUUGCUUAUAGUGGAGUCGCACACUAAUUAGUGACGAGGCUUGCGUAGAGCGAGCUGGUACGUGGGCGUGAAUCAGGUUAAGUGAAAUGCACUGUACACGCAAAAUUGAUACCUGCUGAAUCGGGACCGAAAGUCACAGAGGCUCGUUGUGGCUUCAACGUCAAGGAGCUGAUGAGACUUUUUCUCAAUGCACUUCUGUACGGUGUAGAUCUUAAGUUGCAUGAGCUGAAUCGGGAGCUCCUUCACCAACGGAAAUUAAUCAAUUUUGUGUUUGACAUUUGAGGCUUCUGCAGCUUGAGCAAUUAGCUAUGCCACGAUUUUCUCCAGCAAGGCUACGAAUUUUAUGACACGUUACGAAGUGCGCACUCAUAAGAUGGGGAAUUAGCUCAGUCGAACUCAAUUUGGUGCUUGUUUGUUCGGAAUUGUUCCAAAAGUAAAGGCAAUAUUUCAGCUUUUCAGCUUUUCAACUUGACUGAACAGGUCUAAAAUUUGUUCAUUUAUAUUACCUCACACUGUCAUUUGAGCGACAAUCUGAAAGCUGCCAGAAUGGGAGGCGGUUCAAGCAUGCCAGAAGUCGGCAUUGGUGAUAUCUUCUAUCCUGAUAAUCCUAAGAGAAGAGCUCGUGCUGAACAGCUCUCGAACGAAACAAAAUGGUGGUGUGCAAGGUUUAACGAACAGAAAGAAACACUUGAUAGCCUUGAGCCAGUUGUGCGUAGUCGAAUUGAUGCGUAUCUCAAGAAAUUCGGAUACGCCACGCUUGACGAUCUUGUGAGCAAGGUCAACAGCACAUUGAGUGGAGAUGCCCUCAAGAAGUGGACAACUCUGAAGACAAGUCUUUCACAGGAACACUGGCUAGACAACUUCUUGCUAACUAUCAGCGGCAUAGUGGCGGCCGGCAGUGGAAUAGUCCUUGGAGGCCUCGUGUUGUUUUCCGUUAUCUCUGGUCCAGUGGGGUGGUCCGUUUUCGCUGGUGUCAGCGCCGCAAUGGGGGUGGUAGCUCUAGUCGCAGGUUUAAUAGAUGUCAUAAAUGGAGGACAAGAGAGACAGAAACUCCGAAAAGCGAUCGACGACCUGUAUAGUGCGCGACUCCAGGCAGCUCAAACUUACCGAAAGCUCGAGGUCUACAACAAUUGGGUUAUUGCAUUUAGCGAUUUCUUCAAGGACGAGUGGAUCGAGCUGAGCCCAGAAAUCUUCGAGAAGAAGUUUGGACAAGGCUUCCGCAAUGAUUUUUACAAGUUCGACCGAAGCACUGUUAAUAAUGAACUCAAUCAACAUGAUCGAGAAGUGAAUGCUUGGACCAAUGAAGAUCCGGCUAUCGCCAACAUCAGUAGCAUGGUGCUCACCGCAGCAGCAAUGCCGAUGGCUACUGCAAUGGUGGCACAGGGUGAGACUGCUCUGCCCGAAUCUAGCCAUGGAGGCACUGUCGAUGUAUCGGAGACUAGCAAGCCAGAAGUGUUGAGCAAUCCACUGAUCGAAGGAAUCUUGGAUGUACACGUUACAGCCGAUGGCGGAGUCCAGAAGAAUCUGAGAGUAGAGCUGCAAGAAGUUUUGUCAACGACUGCUUUCACCGUGUUAGACUUGGCUACGUCCGAAUUGCUUGGAAUUCGCGCAGAAGUUGCUGAUUCAACCAAACCAAUGAAGAUGUUAGAGGAUAUGAAAUUCUCUGUGACAAAUUUCUCUACAAUGGAAACAUUACAUAAUUGUAUAUUCUUUAAGCAGAUAUUCGCUUCAUAAUACUCAUGUUACUUAACGAUGAAAUAGUUAACUAGUUAUUAGAUUUGAAGAAUGGAUUGUUGCUUUCUGUCAGGGUUUUAUAGUAGGGAAUAUGUCGACCAAACACCGGGAGAUGAGUAAGAGAU
Messenger RNA from Botrytis porri, 2229 nucleotides. RefSeq lists its product as uncharacterized. The coding region runs from base 917 to 2104 and encodes 395 amino acids. The record is from RefSeq and is a predicted model, not a curated record. Lineage: Eukaryota; Fungi; Ascomycota; Leotiomycetes; Helotiales; Sclerotiniaceae. The transcript has 8 exons.